Cryptomeria japonica (Japanese cedar) is the source of this 1984-nucleotide messenger RNA. RefSeq lists its product as uncharacterized. The record is from RefSeq and is a predicted model, not a curated record. Gene Ontology annotation, molecular function: DNA binding; DNA-binding transcription factor activity. Lineage: Eukaryota; Viridiplantae; Streptophyta; Pinopsida; Cupressales; Cupressaceae. Gene Ontology annotation, biological process: regulation of DNA-templated transcription. The transcript is spliced from 2 exons. The coding region runs from base 328 to 1815 and encodes 495 amino acids.
UUUAACACCCAUUGGUUCUAGCCAUAUAUAGUAGGAAAUAUACCUUGGCCAAAGUGCAACCUUGAGCCCUUUUAAAGGUCCUUGCCAUGCCUUUCCAAAGCAUUAAAAGUGGAAUAGAGUUGACAAAGUUGAUGGGUAUCUGAUCUGCUGUUGAUCAGGAGGGCAUUCAAUACAAUAAUCGGGUGUGAAGUAAAGUGAAGCACCCAUUUGAGUUCAUUUACUCUCACAAAGAAGGCCAAAGGAAAUCAGUCUUCUACUUCACUUGAAUCCAGUUGAAACAGAGAUCUGAGGGCUUGAUCUGCAUUUUUACUGAGAAUACUUGCAUCCAUGGAGAAAUUACAGCAAUGUGAACUGCCCAUCUCUUCAGUCAAGUGCAAAUCUGAUGCUACUCAAAGGAGUGGAGUUCAAGAUCAGCUUUCUUUGAGUCCUAAGAAGUUCAAGGAGGCCAGAAGAUACAGAGGAGUUAGGAGACGCCCAUGGGGUCGUUAUGCUGCAGAGAUCAGGGAUCCUAAGUCUAAAGAAAGGCGUUGGCUUGGAACCUUUGACACAGCAGAGGAGGCUGCUUAUGCCUAUGAUUUUGCUGCAAGAACCAUGAGAGGAAGCAAGGCCAGAACCAAUUUUCUCUACAUAGAUUCAGAGCCCUGCUGCAUUUUAUCCAAACCCUUUGCGACCUCUGUACCCACUGGUUUCAAAGACCUGUUUUUUGCCAAGCCAACAAAGUUACAGCAGAAUUCUUGGUCUGAUUGCCUGGGAGAUUCCACCAUUAGACCCAGUGCCUGCAAUGAGCCUAAGCUUGGCUCCAGCCUCUUUGGAGACAUGAGUGUGAGCAAUUACAUAAGGUCCUCAAUGCAUCAGAUGCAUCAAAUGGACAAAAAUGACCCUCAGAUGCUUGGAUGUUCCAAUAGCUUUACUCCCGUCUCUCUUCCUAGAGUUCAUAGCAGUAGCAUUGGGAGGUCAUGGCAAAAUUUUGGCCAGGUCAAUCCUAAUCCUAGCCCUAACCUUAACAUAUCUUCUUCAUCUGCACUUGAAUUGCCCAAUACUGAAGUCUGCUAUCAGAGCUCAGCCACUGACUUCACUAUCCCAUGCUCAUUUCCUUGCUGUCAGCCAUCCUCCUCACUCACUUCCUUCAACAUGCCUGGCCAGCCAACCUUCAGCAACACCAAUCCAGUUCAGUGUACUGUACCCUCCUCAACAUCCACAAUGCCAAAACCAGUGGAAAACCAAGGUUUUCUUCCAUUCUUAGAAGAUCUUGCUUCUGCACCUUCAUCUGAAGUUUGCAGUCCAGUAUCAUCGAAUCAAGUCCAGAACACCACAGACUGUUGUUCCUACUCAGAUUCAGGCUUGUUGCAGGAGAUAUUUAAUAGGUUCCUUCCCUCACCCAUCUCCCCUAUUUCCUCAUCAACUGCCUGCAGCCCUGACAUCAACAAUGGCAGCAACUUGGAUUAUGGUUUUGGCCUUCCACAGGAAAUGAGUGCUCAAGAUUCUACUUGCAUAGACACAACUGACUUGGAUCUUCAGAGGAUGUCAGGGACAGAAUACCAGAGUUUAUAUUUGAAUCAUCAUUUUCAUGAUGAACUUAAUCAGCAGCAGCAGAAGCAAGAGCAAGAACAACAGCAGUAUGAGGAUUGCCAAUAUGAUACAAUCGACAAGCUGAUGAACUGCAGUCAAUUGCCAACUGGUUCAUAUGAAUAUCAAUGGUCCAAUGAUACUGAAUUGUACAAUCAAUCAGUCAUUGGAGACACUCUUAUGCAGGAGCUUCUGCAACAGUCUGCUUUAGAGAUGGUUGACAUGACAACCUUGCCUCUUUUUCUGUGAAUAUGGUCUAACCAUAGCAAUUCUUCAAUGCUAUAGAAUAGAGAUCCAUAAUGUUACUCUUGCUUUUCUCUGCUUUCUGAUUUGAGUGAUGUGAAAAAGAUGGACAGAGUGUAGAUACAAAUUAACCAUUCCAUUGAUUUUAUGUCAAUUCAUCUUCUGCCUUCUAAUC